Leopardus geoffroyi (Geoffroy's cat) is the source of this 8889-nucleotide messenger RNA. It is a transcript of the gene SIPA1L1, whose product is annotated as signal induced proliferation associated 1 like 1. Gene Ontology annotation, biological process: regulation of small GTPase mediated signal transduction; activation of GTPase activity. Bases 1641 to 7052 code for a protein of 1803 amino acids. The transcript has 28 exons. Gene Ontology annotation, cellular component: cytoplasm. The record is from RefSeq and is a predicted model, not a curated record. NCBI's taxonomy places the organism in Eukaryota, Metazoa, Chordata, Mammalia, Carnivora, Felidae. Gene Ontology annotation, molecular function: protein binding; GTPase activator activity.
CCCAAGCGCUUGGAAGCUGCUAGGACCUGCCCUUGUGGAGACCAGGCCUUGCGGUUCUGGUUUGCAGUCCGGGCACCGCUCAGGGCCCCGCUCCCCUGCUUCCCGGCUGCCACACGACUCAGCGUUGGCACCGGAAGACAAGAAAAAAGAAAGAAAAGAGAAGAAAAGCAGAGUAAUGGAAGGAGGAGGACUGGCCUGGGGAGUGGAGACACCUGGCUUCUCUCUCCAACUCCACCGGUAGCUUGUUCACAGCCCCUCGGUGUCGCUAAGCAGCCUCACUCUGUAAGAGGCAAACAACCCCAUCUCACCUCCUCCAGCUGCCACAAGACCAAGUGAGAGGCGUGAUGAGACCUGUUCUUCCAAGGACCAGGGGGCAGAAUCAAGAUGGGUGCAAGUUACAAGGAGGCAGAUUUCAGAUCACAAUCAGGAAGACAUUUCCAUUUACCAAAGUCCUUUCUACAGAUUCCUAAUCACCCAGAAAGCCUUCUCCUCUGGGAACUAGUCGAGCAGCAGACUGGUCAUCUGGCAGUGAUCCUGCACGAGAGGGACUGAACCCUGAGCCAUAAGGCCCCUUUGAAAUGGGACAGUCUGCAUGUUGGUUUAUGUGGAAGGGCUUUGGGAAGAAUCAAUGUGAGGCUAAUCGCUCAGGGGCUCGGACUUCUGGCUACCUUGGUCACUGCAGCAGGAGGAGAAAAAGCUGGAGGGGGGGUCAAGCACCCGCCCAGAAGUGAAUCCCGGCACUUCUGGCAUCUCACCGAACAGAAUUAGUCACGUGGCCCUGCCUAACCUCAAGGAGGUGCAUGCAGGAAGCAUAUGCAGAAAGGAGAGAAAAAUGGAUCGAGUCUGACAUUAUGAGACAACCAAAGCUGAUGGAAAAACCUAACCCUGUCUGGAGCAUUGUCAAUCUCAUGCCAGAAAGAAAAAGACAAGGCCAACGGUGCCCUGACUUCCAGAACUGUACAAAAGUGACCAACGUCACUUCUUUGACUAAAGCAAGUCGUAUGGCCAUUCCAGAGGUCAAUAGCAUGGGGAUACCCUUACAGAGAGGAGCAUGACAAAGGAAGAAACUGGAACUUUUGGUGAAUGAGAACCUGUCUCCACCACCUCCUCCUAGGAUGACUUCUUUCCCAGAGGUUCAGUUUCAAAUGUGAAUGACAGUAAACUAAUAUCCAAGAUUCCUGUAUAAGAAGGAGAUCAAAAGGACUGUACUGUCAGGUUUUGAGAGAAUACCUCAAGUUGGACUCAAACACAAGAUUUACCGGUGACUUUGAAGUGGAAUGAGGUUAUUCGUUGUUAAUGUGAAUGAUGUUUAAAUUUCUGCAGCCAUGACACAAGAAUAUAGGAAAGCAUGGGAUUAUGGCAAUCACAGAGUCCUCGUAAUACAAGUUCCAUUCAUUUUUUUCUGAAAGACAGCUGUCUGUUAAAGUGAAGCAAAGGAACUAUUGUGGAUUAUAAUAUUUUGAAGAUCUGGAUUGUCAGAGGUUUGGAAAUAAGGCAUCAUUUAACCUUUUAAAUGAAAAAGAUUAAGAUCUCAUGCAACUGCUAUAUUUUCUGGAAACCAUUCUCCAAAAGGGAAGUGCACAUUUAAAACUUAGAUAUGGUCCUUUGUACAGGGAUUUGAGUCUGAUUGCUUUUACAUCAUGACCAGCUUGAAACGGUCGCAGACGGAGAGGCCUGCUGCCCCCGAAAGGGCCUCGGUUGUUGCCACAGAUGGCACCCCCAAAGUCCACACUGACGACUUCUACAUGCGACGCUUCAGGUCCCAGAAUGGCAGUUUAGGGUCCUCGGUCAUGGCUCCGGUAGGGCCCCCCCGAAGCGAAGGGUCUCACCAUAUAACCUCGACCCCCGGAGUCCCCAAGAUGGGGGUUAGGGCUAGGAUUGCGGAUUGGCCCCCGAGAAAGGAAAACGUGAAAGAAUCUAGCCGUUCAAGCCAGGAAAUAGAAACCUCAAGUUGCCUUGAGAGCCUGUCCUCCAAAAGCAGUCCUGUGAGUCAGGGAAGUUCUGUUAGCCUCAAUUCCAGUGACUCAGCCAUGUUAAAAAGCAUACAGAACACACUGAAAAACAAGACGAGGCCGGCGGAGAACAUGGACUCCAGAUUUCUCAUGCCUGAAGCCUACCCCAGCUCCCCUAGGAAGGCUCUCCGCAGGAUCCGUCAGCGGAGCAACAGCGAUAUCACCAUAAGUGAACUUGACGUGGAUAGCUUCGAUGAAUGUAUCUCGCCCACAUACAAGACUGGGCCAUCACUGCACAGGGAAUAUGGUAGCACCUCUUCAAUUGAUAAGCAGGGAACGUCCGGGGAAAGCUUCUUUGACUUGCUAAAGGGCUACAAAGACGACAAGUCUGAUCGAGGUCCAACUCCAACCAAGCUCAGUGACUUCCUCAUCGCCAGUGGGGGCAAGGGCUCCGGUUUCUCCCUGGAUGUCAUAGACGGGCCCAUCUCCCAGAGGGAGAACCUCCGGCUCUUUAAGGAAAGGGAAAAACCACUCAAGCGCCGUUCCAAGUCUGAAACUGGAGACUCGUCCAUUUUUCGUAAGUUACGCAAUGCCAAAGGUGAGGAACUUGGGAAAUCGUCAGAUCUUGAAGACAACCGGUCAGAAGACUCUGUCAGGCCCUGGACAUGCCCGAAGUGCUUUGCCCACUACGAUGUCCAGAGUAUACUAUUUGACUUGAAUGAGGCCAUUAUGAACAGGCACAACGUUAUUAAGAGGAGAAACACCACCACGGGGGCAUCGGCCGCUGCCGUGGCAUCCCUGGUCUCCGGACCUCUGUCCCACUCGGCCAGUUUUAGCUCCCCGAUGGGCAGCACGGAGGACCUGAAUUCCAAGGGGAGCCUCAGCAUGGACCAGGGAGACGAUAAGAGCAAUGAACUUGUAUUGAGCUGUCCGUAUUUUCGGAAUGAGAUAGGUGGAGAAGGCGAAAGGAAAAUCAGCCUGUCAAAGUCAAAUUCUGGUUCCUUUAGUGGGUGUGAAAGUGCCUCCUUUGAGUCUACGCUUAGUUCCCAUUGCACAAAUGCAGGAGUGGCGGUACUUGAAGUGCCCAAGGACAACCUUGUGUUGCAUCUGGACAGGGUGAAGAGAUACAUCGUGGAGCAUGUGGACCUGGGCGCGUACUAUUACAGGAAAUUCUUCUAUCAGAAGGAACACUGGAACUAUUUUGGGGCCGAUGAGAAUCUUGGACCAGUGGCUGUGAGCAUUCGGAGGGAAAAGCCAGAAGAGACGAAGGAAAAUGGAUCUCCCUACAACUACCGAAUAAUUUUUAGAACCAGUGAGCUCAUGACCCUGAGAGGUUCAGUCCUGGAGGAUGCCAUUCCCUCAACGGCGAAGCACUCGACAGCCAGAGGGCUGCCCCUGAAGGAAGUGCUGGAGCACGUGAUUCCUGAGCUCAACGUCCAGUGCCUGAGGUUGGCCUUCAACACUCCCAAAGUCACAGAGCAACUCAUGAAACUGGACGAACAAGGGCUGAACUAUCAGCAGAAGGUAGGCAUCAUGUACUGCAGAGCUGGACAGAGCACCGAAGAAGAGAUAUACAACAAUGAGUCAGCCGGCCCGGCCUUUGAGGAAUUCCUUCAGCUGUUGGGAGAACGCGUUCGGCUCAAAGGAUUUGAGAAGUACCGUGCACAGCUUGACACCAAAACUGACUCCACUGGAACCCAUUCUCUGUAUACAACAUACAAAGACUAUGAAAUUAUGUUCCAUGUUUCCACCAUGCUGCCAUACACACCUAAUAACAAGCAACAGCUCCUACGGAAGCGGCACAUUGGAAAUGAUAUUGUCACAAUUGUUUUCCAAGAGCCCGGAGCACAGCCAUUCAGCCCAAAAAACAUCCGAUCCCACUUCCAGCACGUUUUUGUCAUCGUCAGGGUUCACAACCCCUGCACCGACAGUGUUUGUUACAGUGUGGCUGUCACCAGGUCCAGAGACGUGCCUUCCUUUGGACCUCCCAUCCCCAAAGGGGUCACUUUCCCUAAGUCAAAUGUGUUCAGGGACUUCCUUUUGGCCAAAGUGAUUAAUGCAGAAAACGCUGCUCACAAAUCAGAGAAGUUUCGGGCCAUGGCAACUCGGACCCGCCAGGAAUACCUGAAAGAUCUGGCAGAAAAGAAUGUCACCAACACCCCAAUUGACCCAUCUGGCAAGUUCCCAUUCAUCUCUCUGGCCUCCAAGAAGAAGGAGAAGUCUAAGCCAUAUCCGGGAGCUGAACUCAGUAGCAUGGGGGCCAUUGUGUGGGCCGUCCGGGCCAAAGACUACAACACAGCUAUGGAAAUAGACUGUCUGUUGGGGGUCUCCAACGAAUUCAUCGUCCUCAUCGAGCAGGAAACAAAGAGCGUGGUUUUCAACUGUUCCUGCAGAGAUGUGAUAGGGUGGACCUCGACUGACACCAGCCUCAAAAUCUUCUACGAGCGAGGAGAAUGUGUUUCAGUGGAGAGUUUAAUUAAUAACGAGGAUAUCAAGGAGAUUGUAAAGAGGUUGCAGUUUGUGUCAAAAGGUUGUGAGUCGGUGGAGAUGACUCUGCGAAGGAACGGGCUAGGCCAGCUUGGCUUCCAUGUCAACUACGAGGGCAUCGUGGCCGACGUGGAGCCCUAUGGCUACGCCUGGCAGGCAGGGCUCAGGCAGGGCAGCCGGCUGGUGGAGAUCUGCAAGGUGGCGGUGGCCACCCUGAGCCACGAGCAGAUGAUUGAUCUCCUGAGAACAUCUGUCACGGUGAAGGUUGUCAUCAUCCCCCCGCAUGACGACUGCACCCCACGGAGGAGUUGCUCUGAAACGUACCGCAUGCCAGUGAUGGAAUACAAAAUGAACGAAGGGGUUUCAUACGAAUUCAAGUUUCCCUUCCGAAAUAAUAACAAAUGGCAGAGGAAUGCCAACAAGGGGCCUCACUCAGCUCAAGUCCCCUCCCAGGUGCAGAGCCCCAUGACCUCGAGGCUGAAUGCUGGCAAAGGAGACGGAAAGAUGGCUCCUCCAGAAAGAGCCGCCAACAUCCCUCGAAGCAUCUCCAGUGACGGGCGCCCCCUGGAGAGGCGGCUGUCUCCUGGCUCAGACAUCUACGUGACGGUCUCUUCCAUGGCCCUCGCGAGGUCCCAGCAGUGCCGGAACUCCCCUAGCAACCUGUCUUCAUCCAGCGAGACGGGCUCUGGUGGAGGCACUUACCGGCAGAAGUCCAUGCCCGAAGGGUUUGGAGUAAGCCGCAGAUCCCCAGCCUCCAUCGACAGGCAGAACACCCAGUCAGAUAUUGGUGGCAGCGGGAAAUCUACCCCCAGCUGGCAAAGAAGUGAGGAUAGCAUUGCUGACCAGAUGGCUUACAGUUAUAGAGGACCUCAGGAUUUCAAUUCUUUUGUCCUCGAGCAGCAUGAAUAUACAGAGCCAACGUGCCAUCUCCCAGCAGUAUCAAAGGUACUGCCAGCUUUCCGAGAGAGCCCCAGUGGGAGAUUAAUGCGGCAGGAUCCGGUGGUCCAUUUGUCUCCAAACAAACAAGGGCAUUCUGACAGCCACUACUCAAGCCACUCCAGCAGCAAUACCCUCUCCAGCAACGCGUCAAGUGCCCACAGCGACGAGAAGUGGUACGAUGGGGACCGCACGGAGUCUGAGCUCAACAGCUACAACUACCUGCAAGGCACCUCCGCCGACAGUGGCAUCGACACCACCUCCUAUGGUCCCAGCCACGGCAGCACAGCCUCCCUGGGGGCUGCCACGUCGUCCCCUCGCUCAGGGCCCAGCAAAGAGAAAGUGGCGCCCCUGUGGCAUAGUUCCAGUGAAGUGAUCUCCAUGGCAGAUCGGACUUUAGAGACAGACGGCCUCGGCAUGGACCGGAAAACAGAGUCCUCCCUGAGCCUGGACAUCCACGGCAAGAGCCCAGUGGGCUCAAACCCUCUGACAAGGGAGAACAGCACUUUCAGUAUAAAUGACGCUGCUUCCCACACAAGCACCAUGGGCUCCCGACACUCUCCCAGCCCCGUUGUCUUCACCAGUGCCAGAAGCUCCCCUAAAGAAGAGCUCCAUCCUGCCACCUCACAGCUCCUACCUUCCUCCUCCUCCUCCUCCUCCUCGUCUGGUCCUAGGACUUUCUACCCUCGCCAGGGCGCGACCAGCAAGUACCUGAUUGGUUGGAAGAAACCCGAAGGAACCAUAAACUCCGUGGGAUUCAUGGACACAAGAAAGCGUCACCAGAGCGACGGCAACGAGAUAGCCCACACCAGGCUGCGUGCCUCAACCAGGGACCUCCGGGCGUCCCCCAAGCCGGCCUCCAAGUCCACCAUUGAGGAGGACCUCAAGAAACUCAUCGACCUGGAAAGCCCAACUCCCGAAUCGCAGAAGAACUUUAAGUUCCAUGCGCUCUCCUCUCCUCAGUCUCCUUUUCCUACCACCCCCACCUCAAGGCGGGCUUUGCACCGGACGCUGUCAGACGAGAGCAUUUACAGCGGGCAGAGGGAGCACUUUUUCACCUCAAGGCCUUCACUUCUGGACCAAGCCCUGCCCAAUGACGUCCUCUUCAGUAGCACGUACCCUUCUCUUCCCAAGUCUCUUCCGUUGCGGAGGCCUUCUUACACCUUGGGAAUGAAGUCGUUGCAUGGAGAGUUCUCAGCCUCGGACAGCUCCCUCACUGACGUCCAGGAGACUCGAAGGCCACCCAUGCCCGACCCUGGACUGAUGCCGCUGCCUGAUGCUGCUGCAGAUUUGGAUUGGUCCAACCUGGUGGACGCUGCGAAGGCCUAUGAGGUCCAGAGAGCCUCCUUCUUUGCUGCUGCUGAUGAAAACCACCGCCCCUUGAGUGCCGCGUCCAACAGUGACCAGCUGGAGGAGCAGGCGCUGGCCCAGAUGAAGUCUUACAGCAGCAGUAAGGAUUCCUCUCCCACUCUGGCGUCCAAAGUGGACCAGCUGGAAGGUAUGCUGAAGAUGCUCCGGGAAGACUUGAAGAAGGAAAAAGAAGACAAAGCCCACCUCCAGGCGGAGGUCCAGCACCUGCGGGAGGACAACCUGAGGCUGCAGGAGGAGUCCCAGAACGCCUCAGACAAGCUCAAGAAGUUCACCGAGUGGGUCUUCAACACCAUAGACAUGAGCUAGGGCAGGCUGAGGGGACAGGAGCGGGGGGCACGGGGGUGCUCUCCGGUGAGGUUUGGCAGCCCCUAGCCGUGACACUGAAAGCAUUCUCUGCCUCCCCACCCCUCCUCCCCGGCCUCCUACUCCGGCCCCUCUCGGGGAGUGCACAACACGAUUGCAGAUCAACAAUCAUUAUCUGCCUUUUGUAGAAAAGAAAAACGAAAAAGUAAAUAAAAAUUUUAAAAAGUAAAAUAAAAGUUUAACUGCUAAAAUGUGAAUGUCUUUAUUUUUUUGCACAAUAUCUUUAUCUGUUAUGUAUUUAAAAAAAAGAAAAAAAAAGUGGGCCUAGGCUGUCCUGGCCCAUCUGCCUCUAUUUCCAUUAGCUCUGAUCUAUUUCAGGUAACCCAAGCUUUCCCUCCUUAUCCUGACAAAUGUCAUUGCUCCUAAUAAAGUUUUUAAAAGUUGUUUGUUUAGGGAGGGGGAUUUCCUUACCUCUGUUCCUAAAACGUCCGGGGAGGAAGGUGCUUUAAGAAAACGCCUGCCUCCCUUGAAUGGCCUGUGCAUGAGCUAGUGCCCUUGUCCCCAUCUUAGCCGCUGUGGGCAGGUCAGGGUUACCGCCAGGUGCACCAGAGACCAGGCUCGUGCCUCGGGCCACGCCCCCUUCCUGUCCUGCAUUGUGACGUAACUCCUCCCCUGCUUCCUUUCCCCAGGCAGAUGGGCCCAGGUGUGUGCUUCUCGGAGCUGGACCCCUUUUUGUCUGGUGUGACUGAGUCCCACCAGGUUGGAGUCCGCCUCUCCACGGCUUCCUGGCUCGUUCAGAAUUCCUCCAGACUUAAAAACUCGUUUGCAUUUUGGUCAAAAGUAUAGUUUUUGUUCGAGGUGUUUAAAGAUGAAAAUGUGGCAAAAUUGGGCUCUUUGGCGCCCUCAAAAUGACCAUAUUAAUUAAUUAAUUAAUCAAUCCUCUCCAAAGCCAGAUUUCACCAGUGUUUAUAACUAGGGAAAGUGAAUGUUAAAAUGUUUCCUGCUUGCUUGUUAGGAGCAACGACUGUGAGAACAGAAUGGGCUUUGAAACCUGCAUGUCCCAGUGUGCGAUUUAAGCACGGCAUUUGCUGAAUCCCUUUGUGGCCGAAGGAUUCUGCUGCAGAAAUGACUUGAUGUGCUCUUUGUCCUGUCUAGCGCUCUAGCCACUCUGGGGCCUCUGGUCAUUGUUCCAAGGCUCCCAGUCCUGCAGACAGACACGCUGGGCCCACCAGUGUUGAGGAACCCAGGGAGCCCCUGGUGGCCUUGUUACCUGCCUUCAUAAAAUGUCACUCAGCUGACACCCGUGUCCCUUCAGUGGCAACUCUGAUCUAGGGAAAGUUCCGCAACGUAGUGUCCUCUGUGUGGAAGCUCCCUGCCCCAAGUGAUCUCAGCUCCUUCCUCCAACCCUGACAGGAAUGGGAUGAGUUUUCUCUCUUCUCCCCCCACCCCCUCCACCAGACUUUUAUGCUACAGUUUCAUUCAUGAUUGUGAUUUUUUUCAAGGGAUUUUUUUUUUUCCUGGUGACAUUUCCAUCACGGAAAAUAGGAAGAUUUCGGAGUGCUUUGUAAAGAUCUCAAUUGUCUGUCUCUUUCUCUCUUUGACUUGUAUGAAGGAGAUUGUUACAUUGCCUGAUAAUCUCUUUGUAAAUGAGAAAUACUGCUAACAUCCAAGCAUUCUGAAGUCUUGCUUAUCCUGAGUUUUUAUUUUGUCUUUCAUUUGUUUGGGAACUUGGGGCAAGCUAUUUAUUAGAGUUUUGCAACAGAGUUCUUGUUUGAAGCCUUUAAAGACUACUUGUAAAAUUCAAACAAUAAAAUUCAUUUUAAAUGCUCUUUUAAAACGC